AGGUGGCGAAAAUUGCUGCAAUCGCAAGAGUUUCAAGACAACCUUUUUGGUUUAGUCACAGAUGAGGCUCAUGUCGUUCCAAAAUGGUAAGUCCUUUUUGAGAUCAAUCAUUCCUUUGUAGUUCGAAAUGUUGCACAGUAAAUCCUGUGUUAUGAGUAUAAUCAGAAAUCAAAAAUUUCCUAUACAUCUACUUCAACGUGUUACACGUCAAGAAGAGUUAAGAAAUAAAAGUGUAAAUAUAAAUAAAAAAUUAAAAGUAAACAAUGUAUAACGAAGAAACUGCAGUACUUAUAUUAAAACAAAACUUAGAAUAAUUUUGCUCUACAAAAGCUGAAUAGUUAAGUGCUCUGGUUUCAGGUAAUAAACAGUUUCAGUCCCUUAUAGCUCUUGGGAAGAAACUAUACUUAUAGUAAUCAUGAUUUUCAGAUGGUUGGAUAAAUGAGUUCAUAGAGUAAUCCAUAGCUGUGUAAAUAUUCUACUUUACUGUAAUAUUCCAGAUGUGUUUAUAAGGUUUUUUGGUAAUUUUUUUUUAAAACAAAAUAAAUGUCAAAAAAAAAUAAAUAAAUUCUAGCUGCAAGGAUCUUGCAUGUUUAUUGUAGAUUCUAAUCUUUUAUUUGUGUGAAAUAGUGUGAGAUUGCUGCACAAAUAUUAAAUCCUUAUUGUUUCUUCUGAUUAUAUCAUACAUUUAUGAUAAUGUUUUUAACUUUCAGGGGUAAAGGAAAUGAAAAAAGCAAAAAGGCUGCAUUCAGGGAAUGCUUUUUUAAGAUUGGUGAUGUGCGCUCCCUGCUACCACAGGGGACUCCUGUUCUUGCUCUUACAGCCACUGCAACAUCCGAAGUUAUCAGCGACACAAUGAAAGGUCUCGCCAUGAAGGAUGACACAUAUCAAAUUCGGGUGAGUCCUGACAGACCGAACAUUUUCUUGUACAACAGAGGCGGAUCCAGGGGAGGGGUUGAGGGGGUUGCAACGCCCCCCUUUGAGAAUUUUUUUUUUGUUAUUUUGCUUGAUUCUUCGUAAAAGAAUAAUAGAAUAAAAUUGUUUUUACGAAGUUAUUUCACUUUUACCAUUCGACUGCUUGUCAAGUUAUGAAAAGAUAAUGUACAUUUCGCAAAGGUCGUAUCAGGUUCAGGUAUAACAAGCGACAUGAACAGGUGACACUCAUUGAAAAGUAGAUGAGAGGGAUUGAGACCAACCGAAUGCUUGAGUAUUGUUGAAGUGUGUACAACGUUUGACGAAAAAUGAAGAAAAUAACAGAUUUUUAUGCACAGAAAUCAGGUACGUUCUUGGUUCUUUUUCAAAAGAAGUAUUUUAAUUUAAUUCUAUAACACCAAAAACUGUUUUCAACAGCCAGUAUCCUCGACAUACCGUGUAAUUCAUAAACAAAGUGCGUUUUCCAUCACGCCGCCAUCUUGCCAAAUGGGUGGCGAGAAAAUCAUUCCUUUCAAAUAUAAAAACGAAGGUAAGCAGAAAUAAAAUUUUCAUUAAACCGAGGCAGAUACAUUAAAAUUUAUCAUGAUAUUAAGACUUAAUUAAUACUUCUAAAUGAACUGUCGUGAUAAAUACAGAAAAAAGCUGUUCUGCUCCUCCGAACAAGCUACCAAACCUCAGCAACCCAGAUGAUCAGGCUGAAGUGUCCGGGAUCGAAGGUAGAAGAUGCUUAUUUUUAUUUAUCUGAAUGGUAAACUUAUAUUGACCAGUCCGAGAAAAGAGUAUUUAUUCAAAUGAUGCAAGAAGUCAGGAGAAUUUCAAGUAAAACUGACUAGUACUAAUUUCGUUUUGUACACAGCUUUGCCUGAUGAAGUAUUGGUCGAGGUGUUUAAAAACUUCUCCCUUAAAGAAAUGCUUAAAACAAUAUGCCUGGUCUCACGAAGGUGGAGGCACAUUGUAAACAAUAACAACAUUCUGUGUGUUCUUUAAUGUCCUGUACUUCAUCAACGAUGUGAACAAAGUAGUUGUUGAACAAUUCAGCUACCUGGAUACUUCCAGGUAGUUCCCAAAACAGAUCCUGCUACUUUAUAGCCCAUAUUAGAGAGGCGCCUUUGACCAGGCAGCAUUGUCUACAGCGAUGACAGGAGAGCUUACGGAAACCUAGAACGGCAUUUGCCAACCCACGUUGCCCAGCAUCACAUGGUUGUCCAUAGUCAGAACUUCGUAGACCCAACAACUGGUGUUCAUACACAGGAGGCAGAGUCUGCAUGGAACAAUUUAAAAGGACCCAUAAAGGAGAGAAGAGGCAUCCCUAGAGAAGACGUCCAGUUGUAUUUAAGCGACAGAAUGUGGAGGCAUGGCGAGGAUUGGAUAACAUGAUGGCCAACUUUUUAUCUGUUUUAGCAGCCAGCUUUAGGGAUUAUACAGUGUAUUAAGAACUUUUUAGGACGAAUUAGUUGGGUUUUUUUUCUUCAAGGAAUAAAUGAGAUGUGACUUCUUUCUUUCUUCUUUCUUGUAACUCUUAUUUUUAUUGUUUAAAGAUAGUAUAAUUUUCUCGACCUUCUUGGUGUUAAAAUUAGGCUACGUAAAUGGUUAAAAAAUCAUGAAAGUUCGUUUUUUGAUGCGACUGAAAGAAACAAAAUUAGCCAUUACCCUGCACGGUUUUUUAAAGGUGCAAACGAAGGGUCUAUUUGGCCUAAUCUCAGAUUAUGUUAACAUGUUUCGCCUUGGCAAAAUCAAUAAGAACAGCUUUUUGAAGGUAAAAAUAAAAACAGAUUAUGAUUACGUUUAACUGCAGUUUACUUUCUUUGCCUCCCCGAAAAAGUGUUUUUCCACAUAUCACGUACUUUUUAGUUGCGUGCACAUGUGAAAUUACACUACAGUGGAAACCCACCCUUAAUCAGGGCUGCUGAUCAUGAACUAAGAGUCUUGUUGCUUUGGAAAGAGAGCCUGUGUUUAACUGGCUCCGUGGCCACAGUGCAACGUAAGACAGAAGAUAUGUAUUUCUGAAUCCCCUAUAAUACACGCUGUUUGCGAGUGUUUGCUUCUCCAUGCAAACCCUAAAGAGAACAGAGCCUCAGAAGAUUGAUUUCUAGGAUCCUUAGAGUGAUAAUUACGGUUAAUUAUGGCUUGCAAUAGAAUAAUAUGAUCCAAAUCCUGCUCAGUCUUGUCCAAGGCAAGAUCAAACAUUACUAAAAAGAGGUGGGGGACACCAAAUAAGUGAACUAACAUCUGGUGGGUCACCCACCUAUCAUGCAGACAUAAUCAAAUUAAAAUAAGAUUGUUAGACAGAGUCCGUUUGUUAGAGAAACUGAACAUUGCAAGGGAGGAGUUUUUUGGAAAAGGUGUUCAAGGGAGUGUCAAUGAAGUCAGCAUUCACCGUUUGGUUCAGGGGGUUUAAGGCCUGGGUCAAAGGUCUGUUCUGAGCAUAUUUUUGAUUGGCAAUAUAUCUCUUUAGGAGACCUAAACAUGCCUAACUCUCUACGUUAGGAAUGAAUGUACGCGAAGUUUAAAAUUAAAUUUUUGAAUACGGCAAGACUAUAUUUGGGUAAUUAAAAUGUUUCCCCGAUUUUUUUUAUCGAACUGCAAUGGAUGGUCAUUCCAAACGUGGAAGGGUUAGAAAUAUUUAGUACGAAUAUUAGAAAAAGUGUUAUUGCUCGACUGUUUUUUACGAUUUUGAGCUAAAUAGUCAUGUGGCAUAUCACGUGACUUGCUAACAUAAUAUUUAUACUGUACGAUUUUAAGGACAAUGAGUUCUUUAUGUGUGCCAAAGUUCGAUUUAACACCAUCAUCCAUGCAUAAGUUAUAGCCAAUAAUUCAUUUUUCACAGGUAUACUGUGAACUAAAAUGAUGCAUAAUCUCUCUACUGACGAACAACGACUUUCAGCUAACUUAUUCUUUCCUUUUUCUUUUGCUCCUUUUACAGAUAAAGCAUAAAAUAAUUAAAAGAUCAGUGCUAGCUCUUACAAAAUCAGUCUAUACGUCUAUAGGCUUAAUCCUUCAUAACAAGGUGUUAAACGGUAAAAAAAGUUAUCACUUUUGAGGGGGGCGUAAAAGAGAGAGGGGCUUAUUUAAUUUAGCGAAACAUCAACUGCAGCAAGAUUCUUGAGGACGGACUUGUGGUUACCGGGCAUUAUAUUGCUUUUUCUAACAGUAAGAAAAUGGCAACAGUUCUCCACAGAGAAGUAGAGCGUAAAUUUGAGAAGGUUAAGCACAAGAAGUUGAAGGUCAUGUGGUCCACGACCAAAAACAAUAUGAGCUUCCAGCCUGAAUAAACCAUAACUGAUCAGUCCACGUUAUUUUUUUGAAAAUAGGGACCUUAAGAUUUGUGGACGUCAUCUGUCUAGGAUGCCACCGGAAGUUUGUUUUCGCCUAAAAAUGUCACUGCACAUGUCUGUGUGUGAAUGGGACGGCGUUUCAGAUGUGGCGAGUACGCCAUUUUUUUUAUUUUGAAUCGUGCGUAAAACGCGAGUAUGUGUUUUUUUGUAACAAAAAGAUCAGUUCGGGAUCACCUCAACAUAUUAAGAGGUACAGGAAGAAGGUGAAUGCUGAAGAAAGGUCAAGUGGAGUGUCACCUGAACCUACAGAAUUGGACCAAGCACUGGCAAAUAUUAUUGAAAUAGAGGAAGUCGCUUCCACCUUCCAGGAGAUUGAUGAAGCAGUGGUAAAGGAGAAAGAGGACACUGAUAAACGGAAAGCUGGAAGUAUGAGAAAAAUGGCAAUGGAGAAGUUAGGAGAAACCCAGAAGAGAGAAGUUGAGGAAGGAGAACAGGAAAACUAUAUGAAGAAAAAGAGAAGUGGCAAUGAAACAAUCUCAUUUCUGCGUGAGAAAGCUGAAAGCGAGAAAGCAUUGAGAGAAGAAGGGUUACCGAUACGAUGA
Molecule: messenger RNA, 4807 nt
Organism: Porites lobata
Lineage: Eukaryota; Metazoa; Cnidaria; Anthozoa; Scleractinia; Poritidae
Source: the annotation of a GenBank genome assembly